Diprion similis is the source of this 4502-nucleotide messenger RNA. RefSeq lists its product as uncharacterized. Gene Ontology annotation, cellular component: glutamatergic synapse; postsynaptic specialization. Lineage: Eukaryota; Metazoa; Arthropoda; Insecta; Hymenoptera; Diprionidae. Gene Ontology annotation, molecular function: molecular adaptor activity. The transcript is spliced from 13 exons. The coding region runs from base 1 to 3054 and encodes 1017 amino acids. The record is from RefSeq and is a predicted model, not a curated record. Gene Ontology annotation, biological process: signaling.
AUGAUGAACUGCACUCCAAAAAUCGAGCUAGUUCCCAAACUUUCCCCGCCAUCAUCUACUACACAAAAUAAUUCUCAGACUUUGGAGAGUGUCCAAUUAAGGGCAGCGUAUAGUCACGUUAGAGUCGGAACUUACAGUGCUGAACCUCCUCAAAUGUGCAAGAACCGUCCACCGAUUAUUGAUACAUCACAGAAGUGUAAAAAAAACACUGGUCCAAUUUUGCGCCUAUUGAAACGGCGUCAAACUUCUACCUACUUCUCAACGAAGUCUUGUGAUAAUAUUUAUGCUGUGAAUAAAAGUUCUAAUUCUCUGGAUUGGCAUCUUGGAAAAUCUGUUAAUCACCAAGGGUUCAGAGCUUCUCAAAGUAACAGCUUAGACUGGAGAAUCGGAAGAACUGUUACUUCAUGUUCGAAUCAACUGGAAUCUCAAGGCGCGACUCGUAGUGCUGAGCAACUGUCAGGAAGUAUUCCUUCAACACCUGGAAAUUUGCAAGCAACUUCAAGUGCUAAAUCAAAGCUCGUUUCUUUAUUGAGACGUCUUUCACCUCGCCUCUCAAGACCCAGUAAAAAUUCAAUACAAUCAUCCCCCAUUAUCUGCCCAUGGGUUCAAGUUGAGUACUCUACAAAAUCAGCCGAUGAUGAUAUAAGAGAUGACUCGCAAGAAAGCGAUGCAAGCUUUCAGCAGGAAUUAGAAAUGAACGAGCUUAGAAAGAAAAUUGCUGAACACUGUGUACAGAUUUGUAUCUCACCGACAUCUGGGGCAAGUGCUGCUUGUGCCGAAGCUCAACCGGCGUCUUAUCCUAGCAUUCGUAUUGAAGGACCAGAAAACCAAUGUACGUCUCAUAACUCAGGAGUUGUUGACAACGCUCGUGGAAACCAUCGUAACACAGUGGUUCACAGUGAAGUGGCAGGUCUGGAAAGUGAAACAUCGAGGGAAGACUGUGCCGGUGAAGUGGUGCCAGGCGGAGGAAACACCAGGACCACCCUUCGCCUUAGGCCACUGUCCCUCGCAGUUCAGCCCUUGCAUUAUCAUCAACUCAGCUCUGAGGUCACCACCAAUCAACAUCUCAAUAUGACCAGUCAAGAGAGUAUUGGCAGUUGUAGUCUCGACGUGGAUACUUCUGCAUCUGACCGAUCAGAUACUGCAGUAGGUUCUAUCUCUGAUAAAACCUUACACAGUCUGAGCUUCUCUUGUAACGGUGAACUCACUCCGUCUCCUGACAUCUUACCAAACGGUAAAGAGGAAUCAAUACAGCAAAUAAAUUUUGACGCAAACAAAGAAAACAUAAGUAAUAUUCACCAUGACAGCUCAGAACCAGAACAGCUGACAGCCAAAAAACCAUCUUACUUGGGUCUUGCCUGUAGCAUAAGUGGUUAUUCUGGUAUCACAAGAUACGAUAGCAAAUUACGAGAAGGAUUCAGAUCUCGAGAUACGAGUCCUGGCAGCAGACUCAUAACACGGGAUACAAGUCCUGCAGGCUUCAGAUCCAGUGAAAACCUGAGCUUACCAAGUCAUCCGCCGUCGAAAAGUUUGUCAAUUUCUCCACUCGCAAUGGAGCGUCAAAAUGGUUUCUCCAAUGGUGUCAGGGAAGAAUAUAAGAUCCAUACGUUCGUUGAGUCUAGAAAUACUGUAAGCACCUGUGAAAGCUUUAGUGAAGUUGACAAAGGCGUACCUUUGCACACAACAUUCGCUGAUAUAAGCCCAGUACACGGUAAUCUGGACAUAUCACCCAUAAAAAAAAGCCCAGGAAUGGUCAGAGUCGUCGCAUUUAGUCAACAAAAUAAAAGUUUCAUGUCAAAUGUUAACGAUUCUUCACCAAAGUCCACGAGUUUCAAUGUUACAAAUACUUCAAUGACAGAGAUAAGCAUGACUAAUGGUUCAUCUGUGGAAACAGAAAAUCAUACAUUCAAUUCAUCAUUUAGUAGUGAAAAGUCUUUCAUCCAACAAAGAGUGGAACGAUUAUAUGGACCUGGUGCGCUGGCGCAAGGAUUUUUCUUCAAACGAAGUCCCAGUAAAUUGAAUACCAGUGAUUGCUUCUUAAAUAAGUCGUUGAAUAAUAACAACGAUGUUUCAACCGAUGACAUCAAGGAGGAAGAAUCAUUGAAAUCUCUUCCAGUUUUAAGACAUCUUAGACCAGAAUUCCGGGCGCAAUUACCAGUUGUUAGCCCUAGGAAGCCGACUGAUGGUAGUGAACAAGUAAUCAAAUCGUUACAAAGAGUAACUUCGUCCGUUCAAAGAAAUGAGCAGAAAAGUAAAGCUGUCUCAAGUACGAUAGAUCUGAAUAAAUGUACAGCCAGAAAUGAAUCUAUUGCCACCACGAAGCCAAGUAUGAUCAGCGUAACAAAUAUCCCUGACCAUCAGCCAGCUGCGUUGGAAGUAGUCCUACCUGUUUUGGAGCCGAGCGCAAGUUCACAUAAUAUAGCAAAGCAUAUUCAAGAGACGGAAAAGGCAGCUGAAGAGAAAGAUGGUCAUUAUUUUAUAGCGAUAUUAAAAGCAGAAACAGAAAGGUUAUUGUCUUUAGCAGCAUCUGCAGAAGCUGAACUGGCAGGUGGUGAUCCAAGUGUACUUCCUGAGGAGGCAGCUGGAAAGUUGAGAUCAGCUGCCGGCAAAGCUAGACUAUUAGCGACUCAAAAGAUGCAACAAUUUGAGGGACUCUGCCAAAAGAAUAUUAACCAAAUACCUGGGGAAGAAUUCCCAACCACCAACGAAGACUUAGCAGGCUUCUGGGAUAUGGUGAUGCUACAAGUUAUUCAAGUCAAUGAACUUUUCGAUCAAAUUCGAAGACUGAAAGAUUCGCAGUGGAAAGAAGUUAUUCCAGAUUCUAAGGCUAUUACAUCCUUACCUCAAAAUGGGAACACCACGAAACGUCGUGUCAAUGUCAUGAAACAAGCAAAAUCAACUGUAAAUAGUGAAGCGAAUCGCAAAGCUCGGGAAGCUCGCGAACAAGCCAGACGGCAAAUGAUAGAAGAAAGAAGACGAGCAAUGCGUUCGCAGGCCCAGAAUAAGGAUCAUAGUGAUGCGGAUUCUGUCAAAAUUUUCGUUCCUGAAACGUAACGGUGAAUUGGCGUGAGAAUGAAACGCAAAUGAAAAAAAAACAACGGCACUUUUUACACUGUUUUAGAUUAAAUGUAUUCAAACGAUUACUUACACAGCUUGCUAAUGCUACGACGAACAUUACAAUUCUAGUAUGAACUGCAUUCGCAUCUAAAACUGUAACAUUUUAUAACAGUAUUAAAUUUCAUUAAAUGUUGAAGAUUCGAAAUGAUUUAAAGUUUUACGAUCAGAGAGGAUUUACUGACAAGAAGCGUAUUUUAAUAUUUUUAUUGGUUCCAAACGAGGACGUAUUUUUAGAAUAUUUGUUAUUAUAUUAUGGGUUUAAAAAAAGAUCGAAUAUACUCGAACAGCCGUUAUAGUAAAUGCAUAGUUUUAGAUCAGGUUGUGUCUGUUUAGUCAAUCUUUUCGUGCUGCUUGUGUCGCGUCUUUUUCCAGAUGGAUGAGUGAGAAUGAAACAAUAUGUGACUGCAAGCCGAGGUCGAAUGAAAGAAUGCUUCCUUAAUGCGAGUUUUCUUUCGCGAUUGAAAUAAAUUUACUAUCAAAACAUGAAGUAACUUUCGGAUGUACAGUUCUCAGAUGUGAUAAUUUGUUGCGAUUAAAAAAAUCUAACGUGAAUCAAUUUGUGACACCAGUGUUAUAACAUAUUUUUUAUUAUCAUCAUUAGCAGAAUGGUAAGUUCCAUUUUUUCGCGUAAGCAGACUUUUUGUAAGAAAACUUAAAUUAAUUAUUGAUAUUAAGUACUCUAGCUAUUUAAAUUUUUUCUAUUGCGAGCCUAAUGAUUACUUAGUAACUUAUAAAUAGUAAAUUGUAAAAACGAAAACACGACAAAAAAACACUAGGAAUAAAACUUAAUUGAUUUUGUGUAACUUGUAUAAUAUUCCUGUAAUUAAAUCAUACUUUGGUGCAAAGUUACAUGUUAUGUAUAUACUUAUGUUAUAAAUAAUUUAAAUACACAUGGCUUUGCUUGUAAAUGGUAAAUUUAAAAAUCGUUUUGGUGUCGAAAGCGGCAGAUUCCAAUUGUUAUAUUUAAUAAUUCUGUCGGCUCUUCGCGUUAAUGUGGAAUAUUUGCAAUAUUUCAUAUUUAUCGUGGUUAUUAUGUGCUAAACUUCUUGAAGCAGAGUACUUUCUUAUAUUCUUAUUUUAUACACUUUUAUCUUCAUAUUAAGUAAGAAAUCCGUCGGUUUAAUAUGUAUUCUAACAAAUUAAAAAAAAACUGACCUCUAAUAGUUAAGGAUUGAAUUCAUGGGGAACCGAAUAAUUACAUUAGCACAUCCCUUAGUGCAGACAUACAUCUACCUAUGAUAAAUGUUCGUUUCGAUUGGGAUUUCGAGGUGUCAAAGUUUCUCUUACAAUUAAUGUAAAUCUUUGCGAACGGCGCGUAGUAAAACUUCAGACAUCGGUGAUUCAGUGAGUUCAUGGCUCAGAUUUUUUUCCUUUCAACGGAGCGA